UCAUAAAAUGUUUACGAUCUUGAGCAAGCAUUUGAUUCGUUAAAUAAUAAUAAGCUUUUAAAACGAUUUCUUCUUUAUAAACAAAAAUAAAUCGGUUGACUUGAGAGUAUCGCACGGCAUUCUGGGAAGGUGCGCCAUAUUUGUUGCUUCUGAAAGUAGAACAGAAGAAAGUAUGUCAAUAAAACUUCAAAAUAUCGAAAAAGUACGCGUUUUGGAAGUCUGACAACCCCUUUGCACGAGGAAGUAAGUACUACGAAGAAUGAAUUGUCAUAAAUUGACUUGUAUUUGACGCGGAAUACACCUUAAACUCUUUAUAAGUCUUAUGAAAACAACGACGAUUUCGGACGUCCAUGCAGAACGUUCAGCUGUUUGUGAAACCAGUACAACCUCAACCGAAUUUCAGAUGACGUUCGUGUGUUAAAUACCGUUUUUGAUGAUUUGAGUACUUGAAGAACUUAUAUUAUAUGUGUUUGGUGUUAAUAUAUAGGAAUAAAAUGUGAUUGUCACCGAAGGAAGCUGUGAAUUCAAGGCCAAGCAAGGGCAAGGACAGGCCAUUUCAGAGGGCUGAAAUCAACACGCCGACCAGACACACUGCACCUUGGUGUGGACUGGUACCAAUUAAAACAGAUGACUUGACAAAAUUUAAUUUACAGAGUAAAGUUUUUUUUUUAUUUUUCUUAUAAAUCAAUGGCAAAUGUUAGCAUGACAAAAUGACAUCAUGAAAUAGCAAGAAGAAAGAAGUGAGACAUCAGCCUGUGUCACAACAUUGUUUACAUCCCCAGUUUGGUGUUACUGGAAUGUACAGGGUUUAUAUUCUAUGUACAUGUUCUUUACAUGAAUGGAUAUUCUUAUCAUAGACUGACCCGUAGUCAAUAUUUGACAUCAAUCAAAUUAUGGGUCAUUGGAUGAAUGCUGUACGUGAACUCUGACAGGCCGUAAACUUAAGCACUUUCACUUUUUCAUUUUCUGGACCAAGCCAAAUCAUCAUGCAAUCAUCAUUACAUUAGACAAAUCAAGGGUUGUAAAACAAUCACGUUUAUGUAUAUAUUUAGUGUCAUUUGGUAAAUACUGUCGCUGUUGGAAACGGAAAUGUUGUAGGAUAUUCCAGGUGAGGGAUACAAAAUGUAAAUAAAUUAGAAUUCAUUUAGAGAAAUGUGAAUAUAGUGCAGUUUCAUCAUUGAAGUUGCAAAAGUGCCUUAUUUCUCUGAAAGAGACAUUUAUCAACAAACUUUGCAAUAAAUACCAAAACAGUGAUCCUAGAGACUAGGACUUGAUACAAGUCAUCUAGCUCUCACUGCCAAGAGGACCCUUCAGCUUUUUCCGAAAGUACAGAACCUACAAACUUAUUUCAUUGCACAUUAAAGGAAACCAACCACAGACUGGAAUAGCUGGAAACUACUGCCGUUUUGGUAUCAUCAUGGUGAGAGACCUGUGAUGGCCACACACAACGCUCCAAAGCACGACUUUGCACCAGCCUGGCUUAAGAUUCCUGCACAGGAUAAUCCUAAGCCAUCUGGUUCCAAGCAAGCAGAUUCAGGUAGUGAUAAAAGUAGAAGACAUUCUGGAAGCUCAUCAGGAAAAUACAGACAUCAUCCAACAGAAGACGACUACUACCCUUACCCUCCCUAUGGACAUUAUGGCUAUUACAAUGGCUACGGCAUUCAAUAUGGAUCUCAGUCAUCAAUGUUUAGGUCACCUGGCCGUGACCCUAAAUACCAGCAGCACCCAGGAAUUCGUUAUAAUCAGAUGAAUGGUGGCUAUCCUGGUUACUAUGAUCUCUACCCAUUUGACUACUAUGGUGACCCUUAUUACCCAGGAUAUCAAAACUCGAGGGCAAAUUCUAAACGAAGUCACUAUGAGAGAGAAGGACGCUCAAAUUCCAAGGAAGGAAAAGAAAUAGAAAAAAAUAAAGGAAAGGAUACUGAGGAGAAGGAAAAGACGUCAUUUCAGGAUGAUUUUCCAUCAUUAAAUGGAGAAGAGAGCACUGAAAAGGCAGGUAACUCCACCAAAGUCACAAAUGGUGGAAGUGUAUGGGAACACCCUCCUCAUGGUAAAAUGGGAUCAUCGAAGUUUGGAGACCGAGCUACUGCAAAUAUGUACAAAGCACUUGUGCCAAAUAAGGGUAAUAUCAAGAAACCUGCAAAAGAUGGUAUUAGAUUUAAUGGAGGUUUCCCAAAGGACCCUUUCUCUGGCACCAAGUCGCCACUGUCACCAACAAAUUCUGGUGGUCAGAACAAGGAGGGUUCCAGGCAAUCGCCGACACCCCCAAUAGAUAUUCUUAACACAAGGCUCAUCACACAGCCACGUACAUUGGGUGACAAGAAGAGUGACUUUUGGAAGGCCCUCAGAAAAGGAUCCUCUGUUGGCGAUGGACAUGAUCAAAAGGCAUUUGAAGAUGGAAAUGUGGAGAAAAUAAGUAAUGGAGUAGAAACUAUUGAUUUCAAUGAUGCAGAGAAUGGUCUACUUUCCAGCUCUUUGGAGGCAGAACAGAGAUUAUUAAAAUCAAUGGGAUGGAAUGAGGCAGAUGUGGAAGAAUAUGAAAUAACAGAGGAUGAGAAGAAAAAAUUUCAAGAGCGUUUUUCUAAACAGGUUCCUCAACAAAAGGAAGCCAGCCGUAUCUUGCAUAACAAGGCUCUGAGUCCAAAACACAUCAUGUACUAUCGCCCCAAUGAACAGGAUCAACUGAACGAUACACUGUCAUCCUCAGACUCGGAGGAGGAAUCGAGUCACUAACAUUUGCUUCCUUGCAUACGCAGAAAUGAUGGCAUGCCAUGUCAUAACCAUUAUCUUAAGCUUCACAAUCUAGCAAGGAUGUUCUUUAAGUGAUCAUGAGCAACGGUCAUUCAGAGAAUAAUUGUGCAUUAUUUGGUGAUAAAAUACAGGAUUUGUGCAACUAUAGACUGGGCACCUACUGCAUACAAAACGUGCACUGGUUGCAUGGACUUGUAUACAUGUUUUGUUCAUUUUUUGUCAAGAGUUUGUUUAAAGAGAGUUUAUGUGAAACUGUUUCAAGGGAGAUAAUUGUUAAACGAGACUGUCUCGACUAGUCCAUCAUUCUCUCAGAUUUCUAUAAGUGUAUAUUAUUGGUGCAGAAAAUAUAGAGAAGGCUUCUCAUUUUAUACCAAGUAUUUUUAUAAGAAAUCAUUUUGUAGAUAUUUCUAGCAAUGAGUAAAGCUUGUAUCGUGCACUUGGACACAACUGUGACAAUGCAUAGCAAAACAUAAGGAGAGAAAGUUAUAUUUUAAAAGAUACCUAUACAAAUUGCUAGUGUAAUUAAAUGUACUGUGUAAUGGAAAGCAUGAGGUCUGUUUAACAGUAGCUGUGGUGAACAGUUCUCUUUUUUCUGCAUGUAUGGUGAUAUUGCUACUUGUAGUUCUUUCUCUUACUGAUGGAAUGGGGAUGAAUUCAUAACAAAAUCACUAUUGCCAUUUUUUUUAGUUAUAAGCAGUUAAAAAGGAUAUGUUAAUUUGGUAUACAAAUUUGUCAUGACCCUCCCAAUUUCAUCUCACAAAAGUUUUAUAGUGUGUUUAUAAAAAUUUAUAACCUAUGCAAAUUUUUGAUUCAUUUAAUUCCGCGUAAAGAGCCUUUCUGAAAGACUUGUCUUAUCACCUCCCAGCUACAAACUAAAUUGGAUAUUUCCCAUAUACGUAAACAGAUCCCGACUUGAUUUGCCCAACGAAAGGCACAAAUGUGGGUGGUUUUAUGAAUUGAUUAUUAUCAAAUGUUUCUAUAAUUAGCUGUCCACUUAGGUCCUGUGUCUUCUAUUUAAUAAUUUUCUUAAUUGUAAUUUGAGAAUUAAAAGUGAAAUUUUUCUUGAUAAGAUGUUUUCAACUAUUAUGUUGUUACCCUCCAAUUGAAAUCAAUUCUUUUUCAAUGGUAUUAAAUAAACCGUUAUUGUAUAAAAUUUUAUUUUAUCGAUUUUUGCUACGAUCCUUAGAUGAAUCAGGAGCAGUGAAUUGUUUGACAACUAAAUAAGGAAGAAAAAUAGUAGUGUGCCAACGUCAGACUGGUUAUUUUUAGUACUAAAUGCCCAUUUAAUAAUAUGACAGAGUCUGCAAAGUUUUAUAGUAAAUGUUGAGUUGAUUAUAACUGAAGACCACAUGCAAGUGAUGUUUAUUAUCCAUAUCAUUUAAUUAUUGUUCUUUGAAGGAAAAUAUGUUUUAGAUAUUUUUCCCAAAACCUGAUUUUGCUCAGUAUUGUAAACUUUUGAAGAAGAACCAUUUCUUCAUUCAUAUUCUACUCGCUAGGUGACACUCGGGAGAACAGAGCAGUAUAUAACUGGUUAUAUUUCAUAAUUCAAGUCAGAUGAUUUUGUUUUUCAAGAAAUUGUUCUGUUUUCCUUGUUGGAGUGUUUUAAUAGCAAUUAUUGUUUGGAGCAUUAUCAUUUUUAUACAGCUUUUUCACAAUUUUAUUGCAAGUUACUCACUUUCUUUUUGCUAAUGAAAAAUUCAUAUGGAAACCUUAAAAUUAUGCUUUGUGUAACUGGUAGCUGUUUAUUUGUUUUGCUGUUAACAUAGCAUAUUGAUCUUUGCACAAAAAGUACAGUGUAAUUUUAGAGGAAUUUAAACUUAAUUUUUCUAUGUCAUGAAGGCUAAAUUGUAGGUAGUUUACAACUUUGAAGUGUCAAAAUAAUUCUUAACAUAUCGUGAUGAAAAUGCAAGAAGGAAAAAAGAAGAAAGAAAUGUUUCCACUCUGAGUAAUAAAUUUUCUUAUUCAUACAAAUUUCCAUGGGUGAUUUAUAAGUUAGUGAAUAUUUUUCAUUUUGUAUAGGCUGCUUUAGACCAGGGCUCUGAUGUAAAAAAAAAACUUGUAAAUACCAAUUAGCUACAUGUACAUCUGAAUGCAUUAGCAAUAAGUAAGUUAUUUGUUUGAGUUGUCAAUACUUUUACCACAAUGCUUGUGUUGGUUCAGUGCUCUUCCCAUAUGCUUACAUAUUACGCUUUCCAGCACCAUCAUUACUGACAAUGGAUCACAAUAUGAUGACAGAUUGUUUUCCUUUUCCUAAAUUUACCAUAUUCCCUGGACUAGUCGGCUGUGGCUCUUAUGUUAAUAGUCUUUUCUGUCUCAAUUUUUUUUAUCCCUCUCUAGAUUUACUAACAUGUAUUGAUGAUGGUACAUAUACCUGAUAUCAGCCCCAUCCUGUCUUUGAGGAGGCAAGAGUGCAAGUUAUGUUUCCCUUGAGGAGACAAAAGUGUGAUCAGGUGUCUCCCAAAGAAAAACCCAACAUAAGUGUAAUGAUUUUGGUAUGAUAUGCUGGUAUGUAAAAGAUUUUGUUAUUCAGACAUUCAAAAGUUUAUAUGUAUUUGAAGGAACCAUGUUAAAUUUUUUCAAUGUGUAAGGUUCUGUAUAGGUAAUAAAAGCUUUGUGUUGACUCUUAAGUGGACUGCUACUGGCUAGUUUUUGAACGUGUGAUAUUGUGUUACAAUCUAGGUUUGGUGCAUGUAGUGCUAUUGGAUAGUUUCAUAUCUAUUUUUGUACUGUUACACCACCUGCACUUACACCUGGUAACCUGGUAACUUCAUUGUUGUCAAUUUAUUUUCUGGGUUUUUUUGGUUUUUUUUUCUCUCGCUUAAAUGUCAAUUUCAGGUACAUGUAUAUGUAUUUAAAGGUACAACAAAUAAGUUGGAUAUCAUCAUUAUGCAAGCUUCAGUAUCUUUUUAACAAUUCCAUUUAAAGUACAUUACACGAAUAAUCUGCAUCGAAAUGAUUUGAUUUUAAUAUCAGUCUUCACUGAUUCGUAAUGUUCUACUGAAUACAUCUUAAUUCUAAAAGAAACAGAACAUGGAAAAUGCUCUAGAAUUGAUUCUGUUUGCCUGCACAUUCAUCUGAUAGAAGUCAGCUUAUUUGAACAGAUGUUGGUCUUACUUUUGUAUGAUCUUUGCUUCUUUUUUUUUCUGAAGAUAGAUAUAUUCCUUACAUCUUUCUACAUGGUAUGUACACCAUGUUCAUGAUGCCCGAAAUUAUGUUUCAUAAUUUAUGGAAUAGAUUUCAUGUACAAGUGAUGAACCAGCAAAAUAAAGUUUUACAGUAGAAUGAUACCAAGAAAUUUAAAGAUUUGAGGAUAUUGAAAUAUUGACCAACAUGGAAAGAAAUUGAGAGGAUUGACUGUGGUGUGAUCUGAUAACCUUGACCUUUUUUUGUGAUAUUGUGACUUCUGUGGCCGAGAGUUACAAGAAAUUACUGUCAAUCCUCAAUUUUUUGCUCCCCUCUCUAACAAUAUCUGAAUUUGAUAGUUUAAAUUUUAGCCAGCCUGCUAUCAUGAAUGUACAUGUAGUCGAUUGUAUAAGAAAAGGAAAUAAUGAUAAUGUAAGUAUUUUCCUUCACUUGUAUUGAAUGAAAAAUGGCAUACAUGAAGGUAAUAUUUUCCACGGUACUUAAUCUACUUGGUUGCUAAUUCAACUUUAAUCUGUAAACAUUCAUGUCAUAGAUGGUAUCAUUGAAUUCAAAGGCAAUCGUGAUAGGGGAUCUUCCCCGUAAAGGUCUUGAUUGUAACAGUUGAAAAUCAUUUCUUUCUUCCUGUCAACAUUGGGACAUAAAAUAUUUAGGGACAUUCCAUACAUAUACUGGUGCUAGGUGUUUUUUCACUUACAAAAUCAUAAUUUUGAAAUGGUAAUUCUUGCAAUUUCUUUUUUAAUCAUCAACUCUAAUGUGAAGUACAUGUACUUUGAUUUAGAUUAAAGUGUUGACUUAUGCCUAACACUCAGAGACUGUUUGUGCCAGACUGUCUUCAGGAAGAGUGAAAAAUUUUAAACACUUUAAAAAUAAUCAGAUCAAGUGAUAACCAGAGGUGAAAUCUAUUUCUGGUCUAGAUGUCUGUGUUGCAGUUGUUCACGACUUGUUUUGCAACUUUGUAUUGUUUCAUGGAAGGUUUUGUUUCAUGGAAGGUUUGAUUGAAUGAACUAUUACCAGUACUUAAAGGGGUGUUUCCAGGAUGACAAUGUUAGUGUAGGUGCUUCUAUGGUAAAUCUAUUUCUAUUUCAUUAUAUCUAAGCUCUUCAAUCUUUCAUUGACUGAUCUGCUCAUGUGAUUCAUGAUCAGUGUUUCCAUUGGCUCUUUGGUGACUUAAGCUCGUUACACACAAUUUCUUUUUCAUCACAGAAUGACUAUUACAAACUUAAUGAAAGGAAUUGAUUAACUAGCUUUGGAUUAUUUUGUAAUGUAGAUUUAAAUGGCAGCUUCUUAUCAGAGAAUAUAUCAUACCAAAUACCUCUGGAUGGAGGCACUGAACACAAGUCCUAUGAUCAUGUUGAAGAUUGCAGUAACAUCCCCGUUUUCUUCGCCAUACAUUGCCUAACACUUUUCCAUACAUUACCCAUGAUACUGGGCACAGGAUUGAUGUCGCUAAUUUUCUUUAUUUUAUCCUUUUUUUUCAAAGAGUAAAAGUUUAUAUUACAGUUGUAAAUAUGGCAUCUAAUAACACCAUUGUAGAAUUAUUUUUUGUGCAAAAAUCAGUUCCACUUGAAGGAUACAAGGGAUUAUGUAUAUUUAUAUAAUGUUAAAUUUGUGCAGUUUGAAUCAUUACAUUGAAUGCUUGUCUGAUUUAAUAUUAGCGGGCACCUGUUACAUCCCAACUGUUUGUGUGGUUACUGGCCAGCAGAUAACAAUCACAUUAUUAUCAUGUUAUUCAUCUGUCAUUUUCGUUUUGAAAAAAAAUUACACCAGCGCUGAAAUGAGCAGCACACCAGAGAUGGUAUAUUGUUCUGUCAUUUUGCAGAUUUAUUAAUAAAAGUUGCAAUGAUCUGUA
Ylistrum balloti is the source of this 7744-nucleotide messenger RNA. Its product is annotated as vasculin-like protein 1. Lineage: Eukaryota; Metazoa; Mollusca; Bivalvia; Pectinida; Pectinidae. Bases 1435 to 2733 code for a protein of 432 amino acids. Gene Ontology annotation, biological process: positive regulation of DNA-templated transcription; DNA-templated transcription. The record is from RefSeq and is a predicted model, not a curated record. Gene Ontology annotation, molecular function: DNA binding; RNA binding. The transcript has 12 exons. Gene Ontology annotation, cellular component: nucleus.